AUGAGUGGGAUAGGGUUAAAGCUAGGGUCACUUUUCAUUCGUCAAAUCUCGAAACCUAUUGCGAACAUUUUGAAAGCGCAAGCUAAAGAGCAUGAUACCUUCAAGAAAGCUUGUAUAUCCAUAGCACAAAGGCUACAUCGUACUGAUGUGAACCUACGGAUGAAGUUGAUGGGUGAAAAGGGGGCAAAAGUUCGACCAUUGAAUGAUAAAAAGGCUAUUGAGAAUGGAGCAAACUUUCUUUCAGAAACCUUUGUUUUUGCUGUUGCUGGAAGUAUUAUACUGUUUGAAUCAUACAGACAACGUCAAAAGGAAUUAACCAGAAGAGAAACAGUAGCUGAUGAUAUAAAGACUCUACAAUAUGAGAUUCAGUAUUUGAAAAGAAAAUUACAACAAUAUAAUGUUAGAUUA
Messenger RNA from Hansenula anomala, 408 nucleotides. RefSeq names its product OPA3 family protein. The transcript has 3 exons. The record is from RefSeq and is a predicted model, not a curated record. Gene Ontology annotation, cellular component: mitochondrion. NCBI's taxonomy places the organism in Eukaryota, Fungi, Ascomycota, Saccharomycetes, Phaffomycetales, Wickerhamomycetaceae. Gene Ontology annotation, biological process: regulation of lipid metabolic process. The annotation marks the transcript as partial.